AUGGACUGGACUGGAGCAAUAGGGACAGGGGUGGGUGGGGAUGGGGGACAUUGUGGUGAAAGGGAAAGGUCUCUGGGGUCAGGGAGGCUAAGGAUGUGGGCUGCGGGGGAGGAAAUAGAGGAGGGGAAGGGGCAAGAGGAAUCUGGGUUUGAGAAGGUAGGAGGUAAGAAAGUGAAAGUGAUGGUCGUGCAUGCAGGUGAGGGUCAACAAGAGAUUGCUGGAUUGAAGGAAGUGAGAGUAGAGCACCAUGAAUUGAUGGCAAGCAAAGGGAAAUGGGUGGUAGCUAGUCUGGCCGGGGAGGGGGACACGCUGGCUUGUAAAAGAGGAAGACAGAUGAUUGAGAAGCAAUAG
Linum trigynum is the source of this 351-nucleotide messenger RNA. NCBI's taxonomy places the organism in Eukaryota, Viridiplantae, Streptophyta, Magnoliopsida, Malpighiales, Linaceae. The record is from the annotation of a GenBank genome assembly.